AGUUGGCAGUGCGCAAAGUAAAUUAUACUAAAAAAAUCCAAUUUAAACACACAAUUUGAACAUCGAUUUUAGAUGUGUAAACCGUGCACGCGGUAAACGCGUAAAAGGCGUAUUAUUUUAUGUUAAUGGGCAAUGCAAAUGAACAACCUAGCAUUUUCAACGAUAUUCCAAAAGAAUCGUUGAUAUUUCAAAUAAAAAAAAAAACACGCGCGUUGCGCGUCGCGUACAAAACAUAUUCAAAAAAGUUUUGUUUGCUGCCUAUGUGUAUGUGUGUGUGAAUGUGUAUAUGUGCUGAUGGCUUUAUUAAACAUUAACAUUGCGAAAAAUCAAUACACAUUGUGUUCGUAAGCCUUGUCCGUGUGUGUGUUUGUGUAUAAAGCCUUUAGUCUAAGAUUAUUGUUAAACAAUCAAAUAAAAACGAAGAGAGCGGAAGGACAACGUGAAAAAGGUGUCUGUUUGAUAGAGAAGGUGAAGAAGGGGGGACCUGAAACACGCGCCCAACGCAUUCAACACACGACGCAAGUUAGACGAGUUGCCAUCUUGUGCUUCCAUCACGAGCUUCCAGCGACUUCCAUUGACAUUGCGAAUUGAAGGUUGGAGUCACGUAUCCCAUUUCCAAUUUCGUAUUUCCUGGUUUUCCCGGCCUGGCGAGGAUUGAACGAACGAUUGAAUCAUUGAUCAUCGACUCGCUUGGCGUCGUUCACAAUGAGCGCCGCGACACAAGAGUUUUGCGUGCGAUGGAACAGUCACCUGGGCAGCAUUGGAGCGGCGUUUCCCCAGCUGUUGGCCGGCCAGAGAUUCGUGGAUGUGACGCUGGCCUGCGAGGGACAUCAGGUGCACUGUCAUCGCCUUGUGUUGGCCGCCUGCUCCACAUACUUUGAGGCCAUACUCGCGGAGAAUCCAUGCAAGCAUCCGGUGAUCAUAUUGCCCAGCGAAAUCAAGCUGUGGGAGAUUCAGGCGCUCGUCGAUUUCAUGUAUAAGGGCGAGGUGAAUGUGACGCAGGCGGGAUUGGGACAGCUGUUGCGUUGUGCCGAACAGUUGCGCAUUCGUGGUCUCUACGGCUCCGAGGCGGCCAUCAACUAUAAGCAAUUGCAGCAGAUGCGACAGGAUCUGGCGACGGCAGAGACAACGACAACGGCGGGCGUCACAUCAGUUGCAUCAGGAGGAGCAGCAGCAACAGCGGCAGCAGCAGCCACAGCAGGAGAAGCACCAGCAACAAUAACGGCAACAACGCUCAAGCAAGAGCAUCAGACGGUGCAACAGUUGCAGUUGGACAGCACAGAGACAGAGGAUACGGCAACCAAUUCAACGACAUCGACGACGACGACAAGCACCACAACAGCCAAGCAACAGCAGCAACAGUUGUUCAAGGAGCAGCAGCGACAACAGCAGCAGCAGCAACGACAGCAAACCAAUGGCAAAGAUGCGCUUCAGCUGCAACUGUUGCAACAGCAACAACAGUUGCAACAACAACAACAGCAGCAGCAGCAACAACAACAACAGACAAAUGCAGGUUCCUCGGCGGCAGCGUCAAACAAUUCAAAUGCGCCCACAGAAGACGAUUCAGCGGAUGAUGCGAGCAACAAUUGGAAUGCGUACAGUGAACACUACGAGGACAACAAGCUGAGCGUGCAACUGUUGCAGCAACAACAACACCAGCAACAACUGCAACAACAACAGCAGCAGCAACACCAGCAGCAACAACUGCAGCUGCAACAUCAUCUCGACUCGACCAUCGAGGAUGAUCACAACUAUGUGGCCGCCCACGAUGAGGAUAACGAUAGCAGCGGCUUUGCCGGCAUCCACAAUUCAUCGCAACUGAAUGCCCUCUCGCUGUCAGCGAUGGACACCGAUCUGGAGACAUCGGCGAACACAUCGGGAUCAUCGCUGUUGCACAGCUCCAUCGAGGGCUACACAUCGUAUAAGCGGGUGCGACGCUCGGAGGCAUCGCUGGCCCAGGCAGCCAAAUGCGUCUCGAAGGGUGAAACCUUUCAGACGGUCAGCAACAUGUUCAACAUACCCGUCUCCACCAUACGCUUCUACAUGGCCCGCAAGGGCAUUCUGCCCAAGCGCAAACGUGGCCGUGGCGCCUCCCAUGCCGGCAGCACCAUAACCACCACAAAUUCGGGCGGCAACUCGGCAUCAGCAGCGGCGGCGGCGGCAGCUGCAGCGGCAGCAGCAGCCACAAUGGCAGCAGCCACCACGUUGGGUAGUCUAUCGACAGCCGGAGCUCAUCAUUUACCCCAACAGCAGCAACAACUCCAUCACAACAUGCCGCUGGAUGUGAUGCAAUUGAAACGUUUAAGCAAUGCAGCCGGCGGUGGCGCCACAUCAGCGGCAGCAGCAGCAGCAGCAGCUGGUGGCAGUCCAACAGCGGCGGCAGCAGCAGCAGCGAUGGCAGCAGCUGUGGCAGCAUCGCCGCCCGGUCUUGAGGUGGCAACAGCGGCGGGCGUGCCAUUUCAUUUGCUCAGCGAUGCGGCCGCCUUCAAGUUGAGCGAACAGCAGCAGCAGGCGCACAUAAUCUAACCGCGAGGUUGGCUUCGCUUCCACCUAAUGCAUAUGUGAAACGAGACAAGAGCGAACGAAACGAGAGAAUGAAUCGUCACGGAGGCAACACAAGUUGAACAAAUUCUUUGCGCCGCUUUUAAGCUUACUUUUAAGUUUGUUUUUUAAGCCAGCUUGUAAACCAGCUUUGAAGCGAGCUUUUAAGCAUAAUUUAAAAUGUGCUUUACAGCUUGAUUGUAAACUAGCUUUAUUGUGAACCAACAUUUGCUUUAAAGCUUGAUUGUAAACUAGAUUUUUUUUUUAAACGUGAUUUCAAGCAAACUUUGAAGCUUCAUUCAAAAUUUGAUUUAAAGCUUGAUUGUAAACAAGUUAUCUUUAAAACGUGUUUUAAAACAAGCUUUUAAGCUUUAGAACUUGAUUGUAAAAUAGCUUUGCCUUAAAGCUUGAUUUUAGACUAGAUUUAAAGUUUGCAUUCAAACUAGUUUUGAGGUUUUCCUUAAAAUCAGCUUUAAGGCGAGAUUUU
Molecule: messenger RNA, 3028 nt
Organism: Drosophila sulfurigaster albostrigata
Lineage: Eukaryota; Metazoa; Arthropoda; Insecta; Diptera; Drosophilidae
Product: longitudinals lacking protein, isoforms H/M/V
Exons: 2
Coding region: 706-2526 (606 amino acids)
Biological process (GO): regulation of transcription by RNA polymerase II
Cellular component (GO): nucleus
Molecular function (GO): DNA binding; protein binding
Source: RefSeq, a predicted model, not a curated record